CCGUCAAAAAAAAAAACCGUCCGUCUCUAUCUCCUCCUCCACUCCGGCAACCGGCCGGAGCCGUUCUCCGCUCCAGAAAAGGACAGGGACCGGAGCCGUUUUCCCAGUGGCGGAAUCAGAACUCGUCAACUCGCCGUCCGGGCGAACUGGGACCGCAGACCCGUCCGGACUCGGCUUAAUUUCUUCUCUGGUCGGCAUGGGGCUGUGGUCAUUUCUUGAGGGUGUCCUGCUUAUUGCUAAUGCUUUGGCAAUAUUGAAUGAAGACCGUUUUCUUAAUCCCAGAGGAUGGAGCUUCGCUGACGCUAGAGGCAUGCAUGGAGCAAACACUUUCAAAGGACAGAUGAUUGGCCUCAUAUACGCGGCUCAAUACAUGAGAUUUCCAUUGAUCCUUCUUGAUGGAAUCACUAUACUUGUGAAGUUCGUUACAUUCUGACAGUGGGAAGUGGUAUGCUAUACAGUUCUUCCAUUUGCUUCCUUGAAGAUUGAGAUAUUUGGCUUUAUGCAAAUUUUCUCGUGCUUCACCCCUUCUUCCAAUACUCUUUUGUUGAUGGUUGUAUAGCUGUGCCUUUUAUAUGCACACUGUUGACAUGUGCAGUUGUGCUCAGUUAGUAAUUUAUUGGUUGUCCGCAACACACUAGACGGUAGGUGCCUAACUGUGAUCUUUCAUUGUUCUUUUGUAUGUACAUGAUGUAUUUGCAUUUGUCCAUUGUAAUUUUUUCUUGUUAUUCCUGAUAAAUUUUUGCAUGAUGGGAUUUUUAUUAUCAAGCAAAUGGAACACUCAUGUUUCCAUUUUCAUAGAAGUAUCAGAGAAGUUCUUAUGUGUA
Triticum aestivum (bread wheat) is the source of this 824-nucleotide messenger RNA. Its product is annotated as immediate early response 3-interacting protein 1. Lineage: Eukaryota; Viridiplantae; Streptophyta; Magnoliopsida; Poales; Poaceae. The coding region runs from base 197 to 433 and encodes 78 amino acids. Gene Ontology annotation, biological process: endoplasmic reticulum to Golgi vesicle-mediated transport. Gene Ontology annotation, cellular component: Golgi membrane; endoplasmic reticulum membrane; COPII-coated ER to Golgi transport vesicle. The record is from RefSeq and is a predicted model, not a curated record. The transcript has 2 exons.